AGGAGCGAAUGUGACCUGAAUGCAGGGCAUGGCUUAAUGGGAUGAGACGCAAAACUCAUUCAAAACAGUCUCCUGAAGAGUCUGAAAUGCUUUCGCAGCCUUAGUCAUCGCAGCCAUAUGAUUUCCCCAGGCCCAGCGGACGAUAUGCGGCUGCGUUUUCCACUGUGAACACGCUUCAUCUUUGGAGCGAUGCCGUGGCUACAGUGAGAUGCGAUUUUGAGGAGGGAUGAUCAUGGAUUUAGGAUUCCGCUUAUUUCAUUAUAACGCGAGAUUGCCGCUGAUAAAGCACCAUGGAGUAACACAGUAAGUGGGCUUUGGCGAGUGAGGAGAUCAACCCUUUUGGUCUAAUGUUAGCCCGUAUCUCAGUGCUCCAAUUCUGCGUUUUUGUUGACAGAGCCCCUUGGCAAUCGGCAUUAUUUUCUCUCCGUCUGUGGCUAGUGGGGGAGGCGGAGAGAGAGCCGCGGCGGAGGGCGGCGUUUUAGCGUCAGGCUGUAGCCGCUGAACACAAAUACUGUUAAAUUUUUUUUUUUUUUUUGGAAUGAAACGUUGCUUUUGUUUUGCGAGCGGACUACCAAACUUGGGGUUCACUGCAGCAUUUUGCGUCUUUUUCUUCCGCUGCAGAUGAUACAGAGCGGCGUCCUCGCGGCACCCCACCACUGCAAUUUUUGGGCAAAGAUAAGAGUGCCGUCGUCUUGCAGUUAACGCUACGAUGGCAGCGUAGGGGGCAUCUUCUGGCAGGGGAGAAUCCGCCAAUCUACAAUGCCUUAUUAUUAGCUGAGAGCAGUGACUGGAUUUGAAACCCAGCAUCAUCCCGCGGUCCCCCCCCCCCGUUUCAAAGCUGCUGUUUACACACCAAAAAUUACUGGAAAAGCAGCGGAUCCCGAUGGCAUGGACACUUAUGCAAGGUCCGCCGCGCUGCCGUGCUACUGGAGCCUACUUGCUGUGUCUUCAUUCAACCCAGCUCCAUCGCCAUCGCCCCGCAGCCGAGAGAGCCCUGCCGCAACGCGACCAGCGACCACCGAGCCAAAGCAGGCGGCAUGAGGCUUGAUUCAGUACAUUUAUCCAUGCUGGUCAUCGGGGUCUCAUUCGCCUGCUACUCCCCGAGUUUGAAUUCCCUGCAGGACCAGGCUUACAAAUCCGCCGUGGUGAUCGAAGGCAAGGUGCAGCCUACGCCUGUGAACGUCUCCGCGGAGCCGUACCGUGUGAAUGUCAAAGUGCUGGAUGUUUGGCCUCUAAACAGCGGGGGUCUGGAGCGAGAACAGCUCGUCACCGUGGGGGAGUUUGGAUCCGAGGCUCCGUGCACCAAAGUGAAGAAAAACCACAAGUACAUUUUUUUCAUGGACCCUACUGACGAGCCCUUGGUGUUUAAGGCAUCGUUUGCGCCCCUGGACACGAGUGGAAAGAACCUAAAGAAGGAUCUUGGGAAGAUCUUGUGCGUGGACUGCGCGGGGGCUCCAAAGUUAAAACCGAUAAAGAAUCCAAUAACAGUGAACGAGAGGGAAAAGCUGGUAGUGAAGUGCGAGGCCACCGGCAAAUCCCCCCUCACCUACACAUGGUUCAAAGAUGGCAAUGAGCUGAAGAGAAGCAAAGAAGUCAGAAUAAAGAACAAGAAACACUCCAGAGUCCAGAUCAACAAAGCAAAACUGGAGGAUUCUGGGAAUUACACAUGUGUGGUGGAGAACUCGCUGGGAAAGGGCAACUCCACUGGCACCGUUAACGUCCAAAGCAGACACAGGGUCUGUCUGGUAGGCGAUGCGCCUUCUAUGGGGCUUCCAGUGAGAAAACUACUGUCAGCAACAUUAACCACUACGAUAACUCCAGACUCAGGCCACACCAAAAGAUGCAACGACACAGAUAAAUCCUACUGUGUGAACGGCGGCGAGUGUUUCUUCAUAGAGGGUGUUGAUCAGCUCUCCUGCAAGUGUCCGAAUGACUUUACUGGUGAUCGCUGUCAAACCUACGUUAUGGCCAGUUUCUACCAGCAUCUUGGGAUUGAAUUUAUGGAGGCAGAGGAACUCUACCAGAAGAGAGUCCUGACAAUCACGGGUAUUUGUGUGGCUCUGCUGGUGGUGGGCAUCGUGUGUGUGGUUGCCUAUUGUAAAACCAAGAAACAAAGAAAGAAGAUGCACAAUCAUCUGCGACAGAACAUGUGUCCAGAACAUCCCAAUCGUAACCUUGCUAAUGGACCCAAUCACCCAGGACCAGGCCCAGAGGAAAUCCCUAUGGUAGAUUACAUAUCAAAGAAUGUCCCCCCAACUGAACGAGUCAUACGGCCGGCGACAGAGGGAUCUUUUCCUGCCAGCCAUGCCUCUUCCAGAUCUCACAACUCUUCCACACGAGCCCAUUCGUCAACUCACAGACAUGAGGAGCGGACAUGGAGCCUGGAACACUCUGAAAGUGUCCUCUCCGACUCGCCGGGCAUGAUGUCAUCAUCUGUGGGGACCAGUAAAUGCAGCAGUCCCGCGUGCAUGGAGGCGCGGGCGCGGCGCGCCGCUCACUGUGGCUACUCCGAGCCCCGGCGGCCAGGCCUGCAGUACGGAGACUCCUUCGACUCGCUGGGGGACUCGCCGCACAGCGACAGAUACGUGUCUGCCCUGACAACACCAGCCCGCCUCUCCCCAGUGGAUUUCCAUUACUCCUUGCCCCCACAGGUGCCUACCUUCCAGAUCACAUCUCCCAACGCCAGCCACGCCAUGUCCCUCCCCCCCGCCGUCCACAACCCCUACCCCCCGGAGGACGACCAGCCUCUGCUGCGCCGCUACCAGGUGCCCCUCCACGACGCCCAGUGCCAGGAGCCUUACCGGCAGCAGCGCCGCACCUAUCUCAACGACAGCAGAGGGAGCCUGCCCUCCAGCCCCUACCGGCUGGCCGAGGACGAGGACUAUGAGACCACCCAGGAGUACCUCUCCUCUCGGGAGCAACCAAAGAGAAGCGGGUCCGGCGGAGCCGGCGGCAGGCGCUGGCGGAGGUCCAGACUGAACGGCCACGUGGCCCCGCGGGGGUACGAGGCAUCCCGGGAGUACGGGUCACGGAGCUGCCUAACGGAUAGCGAGUCGGAGGAGGACGGCGAGAGCACGCCCUUCCUCAGUAUGCAGAACAUGAACGCCGAGCCCUCCACCAUCUACAGGCCAGCGGACAGUCGGACUUCUCACUCGUCGGGGCGGCACAGUGGGAACAUGCACACGAGACUUACACACUCACACUCCAAACCGGACAAUACACCCCAUUAAAGAGUGAAAAUGAACCAACGAAAAUCAAUAUAGUAUAGACAUACAUCUAUAAGAAAUAUUUUUAUUUUAUAUAACUGACAUAUAUUCUAAACAAAUGAAAUAUUUAUUUUCAUUUUAGCAAAAGUUGUCUACUAGUUAACAGCAAAGACUUUUUUAUAGGGAAAACUCUAUUUAUAUGUAAAUUUUGAUUUACAGCAUAAAAAGAUGUGCCAGUUUUUUCACGACGUAAAAAUAGAGUAAUAUUGUGGUGCCUUUUGCUGUAUGCCGAUGCCAGAGGGCCAGUGGAGGUUUUUGUAGCCUUUCUUAUAUGGACGCCUCAUUUUUUAUACACAUUUAUGUUUGAUUUUCCUCUCUGGUUUCCUGUUUGACUUUCCUUUCCGAGUUGCAUUCUAUGAGGAGUCUCACGCGACUGGAACAUAAGCCCUUUCCAUGUCACGCAAUAUAAACCAUUUCAACAUAAAGCGUAUGUUUACAUUAAUCUGAUUCGCCUGUAGGGUCUGUGUUUCGGGAUUUAAUAGGACGCCUAAUGAAUAUAAUGUAAAUCCUUUUUUGCCCUCUGACUGUCUACCAAGAAAACGAGUGGGUCAGCGACUGUGUGUGAGUGUGUUUGUGUAUGCGUCUUGCUUGCAUGUAUUUGUGAUCGUUAGGUGAAUUUCAUAGUUGCUCGUGGUACCAUCACACACGUGGGUCCGGCCCGAGUGCAGGUGGACACGUGAAGCUGCUGUAGGGUCGUAUGUUAUGCAGGUCAUUGCUUGGUGUGUUUACAGCUAUUCGGGCCACACCCCCCCAGUAACCCUUUUGUUUCCCAACAGGCUUUUUUACACCUUAGCCUGUUAGGAGUCUGACACACACUGAGCCGCUUGGCACAGGUUGACCCUUUGCCAUCGGAGGUGGUGGCAAAACUACUAAAGAUUGCAUCUGUUUCCACUCAUCCCACGCCUCAUCACCUGUCUGUGUCCAUUCUGUUUUGUGGCUGAAGGGCCACACAGUGUCUCAGGAUUUUCACCCCCCCCAAAACUCACACACACACACACACACCCUCCCUCCAUCCUCCCUCUUUAAACCCCGUUCACCCACUUCCUCAAGUGAAUGUCUACCUAAGACCGAGGCCCUCGGCUGUCGAGGGCCUUAACGUUAACAUCCACUCCACCAGUUUCCUGAAUGCUCCCAUGCAGAGAGUAGAAAAGCCAAGUGGAAGCAGCUCAGUGGCGAAUGUGCUCGACAAUAGAAAUGAAAUAGCUGUGAAACUUUGGAGGAUCAUAUAAUGCAAAAAUAUGCAAACUUUAUAUUUUGCUGUUACAUCAUUUUCUAAGAGACGACUGUAGUGUGUUGUGUGUGAAAACCUAUGUGAUGCCUAUAGUGUAUAAUGAACUAUCAUGAUAUAAAUGCAUAUUUACAGUACGUGGAGUUAUUUUUUAAAACCAUUAUGCAGCCAUCUAUUAUGUUGUCAGCCUUUCUUGUUUACAUACUCAUGUCCAUUGAAUGAUUGUGUCCAUUAAUUAUUUUGUCACUUGUUUUAGACUGCUCCACUUUACAUGCACACGUCCGAAUAAUAAUGUCACAUAGCAUCCAAAUAGCACCUCCUCCGAUAGUACUGUGUACUGCUUCGUCUUGUUGACAGGUCUAGUCAUUUCAAAUAUCCAGUACAUCAAUAAAAAUGAUUUUAAAAAGUCAACAGAAUCAUUUAAACCCGUCUGUCCUCAAUCGGAGAAUGAGUAGAUAUUUAAAGGGUAUUGUAAUGUUUUGGGUGAGAGGGGACGGUUCACGAUGUCCAUCACAGCUUGUUAGAAAUGAUCCAGAUGCGGAAUUAUCAGAUGAUUAUUGCUCAAAUAAAUUAAAUUAUUCAAAGAUCUGCAAUUGUAUCUGCUACAGUGCUGUCAAUGCACAGUGCUCUUGUUUUGGUCACACGUCACCUGGAUCUGAUUUUGUGCACCUCUGUUUAAGUGUGACGCCCCCUCACUUUGCCAGUCCUCUCACCCACUCUACACGCUACUAGUCACGCCCUGAUGCUCUUUUCUCUUUGGUUUUAAGACCAGACCCCCCCCCCCCAGCCCGAGCCAACCCCCACACCCAACCCCACCCUCGCUUGAAAAAUGUUUGAACACCUCUCCUCUGCAUGUCCUUGUGGUCAAGGUUAGAUGGGUGCAUGGUUAAAAAAAAAAAAAGCAGCAGACAAUUCUUUUUCAGUCAGUGAAAGUGUAUUUCAUUUAACAUUAAGCAAUAAAAGAGAACCUUUCCCCAUGUCAUCCCUGAAAUAUGCUAGAAAAAAAGAAACCUGCGAGAUUGUCAUAGAUUGUAAAAUACAAUGAAUCCACUUGUUCAUAUGAGAAAAUAAAUCUUUAUUCAUAUCA
This is a messenger RNA of Betta splendens (Siamese fighting fish), 5581 nucleotides long. RefSeq names its product neuregulin 2a (gene nrg2a). Bases 1038 to 3230 code for a protein of 730 amino acids. Gene Ontology annotation, biological process: animal organ development; intracellular signal transduction; nervous system development. Gene Ontology annotation, molecular function: signaling receptor binding. The transcript has 12 exons. Lineage: Eukaryota; Metazoa; Chordata; Actinopteri; Anabantiformes; Osphronemidae. The record is from RefSeq and is a predicted model, not a curated record.